This is a messenger RNA of Rana temporaria (common frog), 999 nucleotides long. It is a transcript of the gene MRPL9, whose product is annotated as mitochondrial ribosomal protein L9. The record is from RefSeq and is a predicted model, not a curated record. The transcript is spliced from 7 exons. Lineage: Eukaryota; Metazoa; Chordata; Amphibia; Anura; Ranidae. Gene Ontology annotation, cellular component: mitochondrion; ribosome. Gene Ontology annotation, molecular function: structural constituent of ribosome. Bases 91 to 843 code for a protein of 250 amino acids. Gene Ontology annotation, biological process: translation.
GAGGCGAGCUGUGUUCACGUGGGGUGAUUGCGGGGCGCUGAUUGGUCGGAGCUCUGCACAUGGUGCCCUUGGAGCGGAGAGGCCGAAGAGAUGCUGAAAGUGACAAGCCGCCUGCUGAGCCUUGCAGCCCCGAUAUGUGUCACCCCGAGCCGGGGUACGGUGAUUGUAGAACGUUGGUACAAUGUCCCCCUGGCUAAGGAGGGGGAGGAGCCCUACCUGCACCCGCGACGUCACCGGAUCUACCGCAUGGUGGAGGACACAAAGCACCAGAAGAAGGAGAUGAUGGAGCUGAUCCUGACUCAGUCUGUACAACAGCUCGGCAGUCGGGGUGACACGGUGCUGGUGAAGAAAGCGAUGGGCCGCAAUAAACUUCUGCCGCAGGGGCUCGCGGUUUACCCGUCACCGGAGAACAAGCAGAUGUUUGAAGAGGAGAAGCUGAAACAAGCGUUGGUGGCACCCAGCGAGCGCCAGCAGUCCUGGACCGGGGAGAGGACUGUAAACUUCCUGAAAAAUACCCGUCUGGAGGUCAGAAUGAGACAAGAGUCGGGAUGGACGCUGAGCAGAGAGAUCGUAGCUCGCCACUUCUACAGAAGCCUGGAUGUGGUGGUCCCCAUAGAGGCUCUUAAGAUCCCAGAGGAACCAAUCACCACCCUUGGAGAGUCUUGGUGUGAAGUCACGGUGAACGGGAUAGACACGGUCAGGGUGCCGAUGGACGUGGUGAUGUUCGAUAGACCUCGCAGCAGACGCUACCGAAGCUUUUUGGCCAGACAAGCAGCGAAGGAACGUUCUGCCGCAGAGCCGCCACCAGAGGGCAGCGACACGCCAGAAUCCGCAGCCAGCUGAUCGGCGGUGGUAAUCGGGCGGAUUGUUUGCGUAAGGCGGGGGACGCGGCAAAUCUCAUGGUUAUAACGGACUCCGAGGAGGGGGGGGCGGGGGGAGCCUUCCUCUCCUUCUCUCUCACUUUGAUUUGUAAUAAAUUUAUCUCCAUUUUGGAAGCGA